AUAUUGAUCAAUUUAGUGUCAAAAAAAUAUAUUAAUAUUGCAAUGACGUCAUCAACAGAAAAUGUAGUAGCCCCUUGACAGCAAACGACGCAUCACGACGGACUACUUUGUUUUGUUUUCAUUUUGGGAUCACUGGAAGUUGAAGGCUACGGGACAAAGGGUAGUGCGAUUUUUGCUGCGUGAGAACAUAUUUCUGAAGCAUACUUAUAGUUUCAUUGCUUAUUUGUGUAUCAAACAUUCUUGUGCAUUAAUUAUUCAAGAAUGCUUGACUUGGAAGUGGUCCCUGAGAGCAGUUUGUCGCAUGAACAAUGGGAGUUCAUUCUGGGCAUGCACUUCUCACAAGCUGUUAACAUUAUUCAGCAACAGGUUGGAGUGAUAAGGGAUGUUCACAUAAGCUACAGUGAUACAAACCCGCUGGAUCAUGACUUGGUCAUCAAUAUGACCAAUGAUGGCAUCCGCCUACUUUUUGAUCCUGUUGGCCAGCGGCUCAAGGUCAUCGAAGUGUACAACUUGAGCAAGCUCCGGCUCAAAUACGGGGGCUGUGUGUUCAGCUCCACGGAGGUGGCGCCAUCUAUACAGCAGGUGGACCAGACGUUCGGGGCCACCCACCCGGGCAUCUACGAUCGAGAGCGACACCUGUUUCUGCUCAACUUCCGCGGCCUCACCUUCCAGUUUCCCGUGGAGCCCAAAUUUGAGCCGCGGUUCGCUGGCGGUCUGGGCUCGCUGCAGUUCCCCGGCGGUGGCUCACCACUGGUCUCCCAGAUGAGCAUCUACAGUGGCAGCAGUCGGACCGCCACAGAGGCUCCGCCGAUGCCCGUCUCGUGUUUCGGAGGCCAGGUGUACACCGAAAAGUGUGACGUCAUCAGAGAGGAUGACGUCACCAAGGGUGUGCGGCUCCAUCUUCUCGCGGCAAGCGACACGCACCUGGGCGCGGACAGCGAGCCGACGCGGCUGGUCCGAGAGGUGCAGUUCGGAGACUCGUGUCAGGACGUGGCCACGCUGCUUGGUGCCCCCACCAAGGUCUUCUACAAGUCUGAGGACAAGAUGAAGAUUCACAGUCCGUUCGCGCACAAACGGGCCGCCUCCAGACGCUCCGAUUUCUUCUUCAACUACUUCACUCUGGGCAUUGAUAUUUUGUUUGACGCCAGAACGCAUAGAGCAAAGAAGAUUCUGCUGCACACCAAUUUCCCGGGGCAUUACAACUUCAACAUGUACCACCGAUGCAACUUUGAUCUCUCUGUCGACCCGCACUCGUCCAUCAUCAACACGACCACGGACGGCGUGCACAUCCGCGCCGACACCAAGUGGGAGUCGGUGUGCGGCACGCUGAAGCCCUCCAGCCGGCCGGUGGUGCUGAACCGCGCCUCCACCACCAACACGAGCAACCCGUUCGGCUCGACGCUCUGCUACGGCGUGGAGGACUUCAUCUGUGAGGUGAUGAACAACGGACACCUGGCAUCGGUGACGCUCUACCAGCAGGAGGAGGCGUGACGUGGGCCUCUGGCCGGCUAGCUCAGUACCAUCACCGCCACCUUGGCAGCGACAGCUGCGGUAGCAGCGGCAUCGGCAGCGGAGGUUCUUCGGUCAGGUGUGUACAAAAAGACACCGCCGCCGGACGGGGAGCGGAGCCGCUCGGUCGCCGCCCGGUCGCCGCUCGGUCGUCUGUCCGCCACGGGAGGGAUUCACUGUCAGCCGCACCACCCAGUGGCAUCCAGCGCUUUCACACAGAUAUAUGAGGCGUCGAGCGAGCCCCACAGAGGGCUGGGCACCUGUACUGGACGACGUCAGCGAGCAGCAAUCAACACGACGAGAGACCUGGGGUCUGGACUGCGCCCGGUAGCCCGGUCACCGGAGCAGACGCUCUACAGUAUCAGAGAUCACGGCAGCAUCGAUCGGCUAUUGAGCGAGUAGAGAGAGACGCGUGGAAGUCAGAAGGUUCUGGGGAAAAUCCGAUCGCGUUGGGCCCGCUGGCCCAAGUCAAUGUGUUCUGAGAAAUGCGAGUUGAGUAAGGAAAUGAGUUAUUAGUCAGAUAAGACGGAGAGAAUGCACCCUGGAUGGUUCAUCUCGAUCGUCUGAAAACCAACAGAGGCGUUACAGGCUGCCAGCAGGGCCCCGAGGCCCGCUCUCGACACUAGUUAGUGCUAGCUUUAGGUAGAAUAUUUUGCGCUUCGUCACGGUCGUCUGUGCGUAGAAUAUCGCGUAGUUUGCUGUGCGCAAUGUGUGUCGAUAUAUGAAGUUUUCCUGAGUUGUUACCAAGAUAUGCAUUACCUCUGGACAGUGGCGGUUGAGAGGCGACGGCCUGUCGCUGGUGCCCCGGCUUACUGGUCGGUGCUGAGCCGAUAGUAUGUACUUGCGCCGGUGUGCACGGGGAUAUAUGCUGCCAUGACGAUGUGUGUUUACCGCAGGGUGGGAGCCAUCGGUGCUGACCCGUGACCGGCCGGUUGGUGUGGAGGGUCCCAAGACACGCGUUAUUAGUGAGUUACUCGCGUUUGGCCAUGGGACGGGUCGUGUGCGACUGUGACUGUCUGCGUCUGUCCCGUGCCCGGUCACUCCCUCACCCAGUCAUGUUUACGAAUCAGUGCCUACACCCGCGGUCUACUAAGUCUGUCGCUCUGUGUGGUUCUCGGUUCCGUUCGCGCCUUACGGACCUGUGCUCGUCUAGAACCCACGGAAGCCGGCCAUGAAAUGACCUACAUAUAUGUGCGGGAUCGGUUCGUAUCAUCGGUCUAACAUGGAUCGCUCGCGGGUCCGGUGCCAGUUUUGGUUCUCUCACCGCAAUAGUCGCCCAUGUCACGGUGCUUGUGCGGCCUUUUAUAUAACAGAGCCGGCGGACGCACCGUGCGCUGUCUCACAGGAUCUCGUCUGGGCCGUGGGGUUCGCAGGGGGGUGUGAAUGCUCCGCCACGUUAAUAAACGGACUUAUUUUGC
Amphibalanus amphitrite is the source of this 2927-nucleotide messenger RNA. RefSeq names its product PHAF1 protein CG7083-like. The transcript has 12 exons. The coding region runs from base 262 to 1491 and encodes 409 amino acids. Gene Ontology annotation, cellular component: trans-Golgi network. The record is from RefSeq and is a predicted model, not a curated record. Lineage: Eukaryota; Metazoa; Arthropoda; Thecostraca; Balanomorpha; Balanidae. Gene Ontology annotation, biological process: Golgi to plasma membrane protein transport.